CGCCCUUCUUGCUCCACAGGUAACAUGGUAGAAUGGUGUUUGCCCCAGGAUGUUGACCUGGAAGGUGUAGAGUUCAAAUCCAUGGCAAGUGGGUCCCACAGAAUCCAGUCAGAUUUUAUUUAUUUCCGGAAGGGGCUUUGCUUUGGCCUGGCCUGCUUUGCAAACAUGCCUGUGGAGAGCGAGCUAGAGCGUGGUGCCCGCAUGAAGUCUGUGGGGAUUCUUUCCCCGUCAUACACCCUGCUUUAUAGAUACAUGCACUUUUUGGAGAAUCAGGUCCGACACCAGUUAGAGAUGCCAGGACAUUACUCCCACCUAGAAGCGUUUUAUGAUGACAAGAAGGGGGUUCUCUCUGCUGGCAAGGGCAACCUCACUUCUCAGCAACCUGUCCACUGGCUGCCAUCCAUCCACAGAUACAUGUACCCAGAGAUGAAGAUCACACACCCGGCUGGCUGUAUGUCUCAGUUCAUUAAGUUCUUUGGCGAGCAGAUCCUCAUCCUCUGGAAGUUUGCCCUGCUUCGCAAGCGCAUUUUGAUAUUCUCACCACCACCAGUGGGAGUUGUCUGCUAUAGAGUGUAUUGCUGUUGUUGUCUUGCCAAUGUCUCCCUGCCUGGUAUUGGGGGAACUGUUCCAGAGUCCAAACCUUUCUUCUACGUGAAUGUGGCGGACAUAGAAAUGUUGGAGACAGAAAUGUCAUAUGUGGCCUGUACAACAGAAAAGAUCUUUGAAGAGAAGCGUGAUCUCUAUGAUGUCUAUGUGGAUAACCAAAAUGUGAAGACGCACCGUGAGCACCUGCAACCACUGCUGAAGAUUAACAGUGCUGAUAAGGAGAAAUACCGACGGCUUAAUGACCAGAGGCAGAUGUUGCUAUAUUCUCAGGAGGUGGAUGAGGACUGCAGCUCCUGUGAAGAGGACCUCUUCAUCUUAUUUUUCAUGGAGCAGAACAAUCGGAUAUUUCAGACGCUGAUGGAGGUGUCAGCCAGCCAGGACAAGACCUUGACCGCUGACCAUGCCCGGGGCAUGGGUCUGGACCCCCAGGGGGACCGGAGCUUCCUAAUGGACCUGCUAGAAGUGUAUGGCAUUGAUGUGAUGCUAGUCAUCGAUAACCCCUGCUGUACUUAGACUGAGGGUGGCAGAGACAGGGAGCAGAGAUGGCUUUUUAAAGACUACAGGACAUUGUGUAAGAGCAUCACUGGAACUCACCACAGAGCCACUGGAAGGAUCUCCUUUUAUUUAAUAACUUUAUACAAGGAAGUAUUUAUAAUUUUAAACAAAAUGUGAUUUUAUUUUCCUUUUGCCAGAAGUGACUGCUCAAGGUUUUGUUUUGUUUUUCCUGGUAUCUAUAGGACCAGUGGCCUCUUCACCAACCCUCACAGUUGCCAGUGUGGACAUCUGAGGGCUGGAAAUUUCAGGAAAGCACUUUUUUGUGGGGACCAAUGUGAAAUGAUGCAUAUUUGAGCCUUCAGGAUUUGUCUUUGGAGCAUACCUCCUCCAGGGGAGUAUCCCACAGUCAUAGCACAGGAUCUGGUGCCCCAGUGUCUUCAGUCUUCUGUCCCACUGUGCUUCUUAUUGGGGAUGGGUCAGUUAAUCAUGCAGAAUUACACUUCUUACCCCCUAUCACCUGGCUGUUUCAGCAGCUGAGUUAGGCUAAAAUGAGUCUCGCCAGCUGUGGCAAAUGUCAGUGGUUAAGAGUAUAGCUAUGCUACAGGAUCAAGUGAUCAUCUCAGAAUCUGGGCUGGCAAAAGGGGGCAGGGAUUCAAGUGCU
Messenger RNA from Gavialis gangeticus (Gharial), 1762 nucleotides. RefSeq names its product KIAA1147 ortholog (gene DENND11). The coding region runs from base 25 to 1119 and encodes 364 amino acids. The transcript is spliced from 8 exons. The record is from RefSeq and is a predicted model, not a curated record. Gene Ontology annotation, cellular component: cytoplasm. NCBI's taxonomy places the organism in Eukaryota, Metazoa, Chordata, Crocodylia, Gavialidae.